Ahaetulla prasina is the source of this 7220-nucleotide messenger RNA. RefSeq names its product agouti signaling protein (gene ASIP). Gene Ontology annotation, molecular function: melanocortin receptor binding; neuropeptide hormone activity. The record is from RefSeq and is a predicted model, not a curated record. Gene Ontology annotation, cellular component: extracellular region. NCBI's taxonomy places the organism in Eukaryota, Metazoa, Chordata, Lepidosauria, Squamata, Colubridae. The coding region runs from base 83 to 511 and encodes 142 amino acids. Gene Ontology annotation, biological process: hormone-mediated signaling pathway; melanosome organization; positive regulation of melanin biosynthetic process. The transcript is spliced from 4 exons.
CACGCAUGUAUUAUUACCAUAUGCGGCAAAUUAAAUUGUGAGCCAUAAUAAGAGCAAACCAGCCCUGGUAUGCUACAAACAGAUGUGGAUUACUGGAUUCCUGAAAAAAAGAAUGGAAUAUAAGAACUUUAUCCUGAGCUUCCUUCUUUGCUGCAUGUUACUUACAACCAGCUAUUGUUACAUGAUAUUUGAGGAAAAACAGAACUCGGACAACUAUGCAAUAAAUAGCAACAAAAUCAAGAUCCCAGAUCUCCCUCCCAUCUCUAUAGUAGAUUUAACCAAAACUUCCAUGAAGCUAAGCAGGAAAGAAGCUGAGAGAAAAAUAUCUAUGAAGAGAAUGGGGCAACAAAAAAAGCCUUCUCGACCCAAACCGUCUCCCCCUCCGAAUUGUGUCGCUACUUGGGCAAGCUGCAAGCCUCCGUCUCGCCCCUGCUGUGAUUUCUGUGCCUUCUGCCACUGCCGACUUUUUCAGACCGUCUGCUACUGCCGCAUGGGAAAUCCAAACUGCUAAAUCAAAGUCAAGAAUGCUCUCAGUAUCUCCGUAUAUCUUCCAGACUGGUUGCCUUGUAUCUAUUUUCCAAAGAGGCCUUGUCUUCCCAAGCGUCACGUUCCUUGCGGGAUCUAUCUCAAAGGGUAAUGCUAUCAGAAACAAGCUAGUCCCUGCCAGGUUAAUUAUGGUAGAGAAGGAGUGAAAUGGGAGAAAGGCUGACCACUUGAAAAGGGAAGGGAAGGUGAGAGAAUGGAAGUUACACAUUAAAAAUACAUUACUGGUAGUCCUUGAGUUAUGACCACAAUUGAGCCCAAAAUUUAUGUUGCUAAGUGAAACAUUUGUUACAUGAAUGUUGUCCCAUUUUACAACUUCUCUUGCCACAGUUGCUAAGGGAAUAAUUGCACCUGUUAAGUUAGUAAUGUGGUUGUUAAGUUAAUAUGGCUUCCCCAUUAACUUUGCUUGUCUGAAAGUCACAAAAGCUGAUCACGUGACCCCGGACACUGCAGCCGUCAUAAUUAUGAGCCACUUGCCAAGCAUCCGAAUUUUGAUCACUUGACCGUGGUGCUGCAAUGGUCAUGUGAAAAACGGUCGUAAGCCACUUUUUUCAGUGCCAUUGUAACUUUGAACGGUCACUAAACAAACUGUUGUAAGUCAAGGACUACCUUUAUAUUUUCCUUCGGAAGAAUUGCAUGUAUUGCACUUCAGAGAUGUAAAAAAAAUGAAAAACAGGGGCUGCAAUAAAAGGUGUACUCCAGGACAAUAAUCAGGUGAAUUUCUAGCAAAAUGAGACAGACGAAAACAAGUUAUUGCUCAGUGAUUUAUAGUUAGCUUUCUGUAACAGGGUUUGGUAACAUUUAGCAUUCCAGGUGUUGCUUAACGACUGGCCCCAACCAUUGAUGUGGUUAAUGGGAACUAAGAUUAACAACCAGUCUUUGAGGACUGCAGAUGUCCCAUGUCAAUAAAAGGGAGCACGGAACCAGUUUCAGUCCAAGGGAUUCAUUCACUUCUCUAAUAUUUUUUCUUUAAUUUUUUUAACGACUAUCCACCAGUGAUGGAUACAGCCAAAGCUAAAAUAUUUUCUUUUUGCUUUCUUCGUUUUGCUUUUGCUUGUCCUUUCUGUCACCCCUUCUCUGUUCUUCCUAGGUCUACUCUAUACAAAUCAUGUUGCUUUUAUUCUCUUCUCUGGAGAGACCAAUGUGAGGAUGCAGGAACCCAAUGCAGAAGCAAAACAUCUGGUAAUAGAAAGAGAGAAUGAUGCUUCUGUGCAUUGUCAUUAGAUUUUAUGCUAUUUGGGGUUUUUUUAAUCCUAGAUUUACCCCGACGGAAAACAAUUGUGAAAUAAGGGAAAUGAAAGCACGGGGAGCAGAAGGAAAGUUGGAAUGGAACCUGGUAAUUAGCUAGCAAACAAAACAGAAAGGGUUGGCAAAUUAUACUGUUCUAUAGAUCAGAGAUUUACCAUUAUAUGCAUAAUUAUAAAGCAUGCUCUUCCAUCUCUUAAAACAAAUCAAGAUAUUAACUUUAACAAAACUAUUCUCCAUCUUCAGUUUUAAACUGACCUAUGUUUCAAUUCAGCAGUUUUAAUAAUAUUAGUGUGCAUAUAAAUUCCUUUUUACAACCCUGUAACUUAAUUCGGAAUAGAAUUGGGGCGACUGGAUGGAGCUUAAUGUUUACUGGUCAGAUACCUUGUGGAUACCAUGUGGAGUUUGUAGCAGAUAUUUUUUUCUUUGCACCAUAGAAGAGAAACAUGUUUCUACCUAGGACUGAACUCUCACCCUUCCGAGUGAGGAAAUAAAAUGGACAUUUUCAUUACUACUCUUAAUUUUUAAGUAGUGACAUUUAACCUCAAUUUUUGGACAACCUCCCCCGCCAAGCUUUCCCAAUACGAUUAGGCUACUGUAGAUUUUAUCUCACAACCAUCAUCUUGAGCAACUAUGGCCACUUCGAUGCUUAGGCUAAAUAUGGAUCUCUUUGACUUCUUCAUAUUUGUGCCAAUUGAUUCAUCAUCUAUGCAGGGCUAUAAAUAUAGCCACAAAUCUAUCUGUUCCACAGACCUUUAGCAUUUUAGAAGGUUCCCCCCCCCCAUUUUGACUCUUGAAAUCUUUCAUGCACUGACUAUAUAAGACUUUAAAAGUAUUAUAAAAGUGCUUUACUGAGUUAGUUGGCUUUCUAGAGAACUGAGUGAUGUUAGGAGCUAAGGAUACGCUGCAAAAUUAUGUUGCAAGCCUCCCAUUGUUACAGUAGUUAAUAGCCAAAAUAGUGACUCAUGGCAGUCAGAAGGGAGGUUAAACAAGACCUCCAAACAGAAUCGUGCCAUAGACUCAGGUGGUCUUUACUUACUUGCAACUAAUCAUGAAGCUAACACCCCCUGACAGCUUCUUAUCUUUUGGCAAUGUCUUUGCCCAUGAGUAAGAUAAGCUUAUACCAUCCUUAGCUCUAGUGAUAUUAAAGUAGUAUUUUUUUUCUCCGAUCCAAGGACACCCUCAAGAUGUAUAUAUAUUUAAUCUGUUAAGAUCGUUACUCAUUACCUUUGAAGGAAGUCCACUGACUACAGUGAUUUGAAGUAGAUACAGCAUACAGACCUGAAAUGGGAAUAGGGCAGUAAUGGCGAACCUUUUCAGCAUCGAGAGCCGAAAAGGAAGCACGGGUGCAUUUGGGCCACAACCUGGAAGACGAGCUGCCCAGGGUGCAUGCGCACACCCAAAUAUGAGCUUCCAGUUUCAGCCAGCUACUCAUCCAGGUUUCUGGUGCACAUGUGACUACGACGAUCAGCUGGCUGGCACACAUGCUUCCGCAGGAAAAUGGAAGACCAGCUCUUCCAUUUCUGGCACUGCUGCAUGCAAAAAAGCCAGCUGAUCAUCACGUACACAUGCGCGCCAGAAACCUGGAAGAGGAAUAGAUGAUCCUGCACCUGCCAGGUGACAUGGCUCUACAUGCCACUUUGGGCAUGUGUGCCAUAGGUUUGCCAUCACGGGAAUAGGGUAUUUCAUGCUAGUACAAUUUACUGCCAAAUUACUGAUGAAGGCACUUCAUUUUAGCAGUGAGGAAAGGCUGAUCAAGUUGAAAGAAACCAUUUGCUCCAUUUUCCAGCCCUCUUUUCAGUGCAGAAAUAUAAAUAAAAUAAACAUAAAUAAAUAAACAGCUAUCCAUCAUUUACCAGAACAUGUACAAUGAUAUCACCUCCUUAGCAACUGAUUUCACUGUUGAACUUCUGUUAUGUUUAUAAAGUUUUUCUUAAUCAAAUCCUGCCUUUCUAUAAUUCAAAUUGAUUAGACUUUGUUGGGAAAUCUGGAAUGAAUAGAUGACAGAUCAGAGUUUUUGCUGGCGGAAAGAGUUGAAGAAUGAUGAAUAUUAAUUUGAAGAGGAAAAGUAAUACAUGAGAAAAGUUAGAGUGCAUAUUUACAUUUUUUCCCAGGCAAAUGGAUGUACAAAAAAUGUUAGUAUUAUUUUAUCAUAAAUAAACAAUAUUGAUCUGAAAGUUGUAAUGCUUUGUUGAGGAGUUUUUUUGGGAGGGGAGGCAUGGCAGCAGGGGCGAAAUCUAAAAUUUUUUCCUACCGGUUCUGUGGGCGUGGCUUAAUUGGUGGGUGUGGCUUGGUGGUCAGGUGACCAGGUGGGCAUGGCCAAUAACAAUAAUUAAAAUAAUAAACAAAGUACACAAAACAAUAAGAAGUACCAAAAACCAACUUUCACACUUUACACACACACAACACAACACAACACAACAGAUUCACACACAAUGUAAAAGCAGCUGCAUUUCACCCAAAAUGGCCCCUGCAACAAGCAGAAAACUCACAUAGCCACAAAAAGCUAAAAAACCAACGUUCACACUUUACACACACACAACACAACUAUUCACACACACACACCCAAAAUGCCACAUACAGCUUUGUGAGAUUUUGUGUUUGUUUAGUUAGAGUGAAACACUACAGAAACACACCAAAUCUCAGAAAGCUGCACAAAUAUUUUAUUUUAUUUAUAUUUUUAGAUAAAAGCAGCUAAAUUUAAAACUUCCUUAACUUUAAAUUGCUAAGUCUAAAAAAUAAAUAAAACUCCUUUUAAAAAAACCAAUUAACUAUUAAUUUAAAGCUUCCUCCCUCCCCAGUUACUUACCCAAGUGCAGGGACAAGGCAGGCAGACUGAGUUGUUCACUGAUGAGAUGGAUUGCAGGCAGGCAGAUUGAGUUUCUAGCUGAUGCAAUUGAUUGCAGCAGCCAAAGCAUGGCAGGAACAGUGAGUGAGCCCAAAAGAAGCAGCAAGCUGCCAAGUAGGCAAGUGGGGACAGGGCGAUUGGGUGGGCAUGGGUGGGGGGCAGGGAUUUUUGCUACCAGUUCUCCGAACUACCCGCCCCCAUCACUACCGGAUCACCCAAUCCAGUCCAAACCAGGAGCAUUUCACCCCUGCAUGGCAGGGAUUAAACAUUUCCUUAAUUUGCUUUUUCACACUUUUAACUUUUUUUUUUAGUUUAGAGGCAAAUGUUAACACUACACAGUUAGGAAUAUGGUAGUAGAGAAUGUUUGUAGCUUAAGUUAAACUGUUGCUUUCUUGUUCUCUAAAUUUGGUAUUUUUCUGCGGACAUUUCAUUACAAUGAGAAAAUAUUAAGAUCCCAAUAAGAAAAAAUGUAUCAUAAUCACAAUAUAUAACUAAUUCAUAACCACGUUAAUGUCUUUAAACCUUCCAUUUCAAAAUGAUUAUUGGGUGGAAAGGAUGUGGCAAGUAAAGGCCAAAGUAGUCCUAGGAGUGGUACACUCAAGGCUGUGACUCCCUAAAAUGGGAGAGUGGUUCCAAAAGAUCCUAGGAACAACGUCAGAGUUUUCUUUCCAGAAGGAUUCAGUGCUAGGAACAGUUAAGAUGCCGUGAAGAACCCUCAAAUUCCCAGGUUUAUUGCAGAUGUUUAAACUAACUUGCAUGGAGUUCACCGCAACACUGGUAAUGCUAGUAUUAAAAUCAGAAAGUAGAAGCUUUAUAUAAUCAGAAUUUGUUCUUCCUGGCUUCAUUCAUAAUAUAAUAAAAGAAUUCCUUAUGUCCUUGUAGAAAUUGCAGUGUAGCAAUACAUAGACAGUGAUCUCAGUACUGUAUUUUUUGAAGUAAAAAAUGUGAAUUUGUGCAAACAACAGGAUUUUGAGGUAUCUUCCCUUUAGGAAUGCUGAUGAUAACGUAUAAUAUCAUAUCCAAAAGAAUUCCUUAGCUGGGCGAAAAUAUCUCUUAAUUGAUGAAUUUUUAGCAAAUGAAUAAAAACUUUUCAAAUUAUAUUAAAAGAAGUGUUACACUUCUGCACAUCUGCAUUUUGUAUAUUACACAUUUUUCCUUAAAAUAAUUUCUAAUUAUAUCAUUGAUGUAUUAAAUUCUGGUUGAGAUGGCUGGCACAUAAAUAAAUAAAUAAACAAACAAACAAAUAAAAUUCCACGACUGUUCGCUAAUACUUUCAGAAAUAGAUCUUAAUGUUUUAUGCCAUUAAAAAGUGCUUUACUUUUUAUGUCUAAGAUUUUUCAUAACUGUUUCUAUAAAUAUUUUAAAAUCUGAAUUUGAGAAUCCUUUAAUAAUCCACUAUACAUUUUUGAAACUGCCUCUUUGGUAUUCUAUAUUAAGAAUUACUCUUUCAAAAUCAAUGAUAAAGUGUAAAAUUAUUUCCUUUAUGUCUUUGUCUUUGGGGAAUGACAAAACUUAUGCAUAUUGUACCCAAUUUACUUUUAGAAUGUGAAAUCACCAACUUAUAACCAUAUUAGAUAGUAUUCCUCCAUCUGUAAAACCUUCCUUUCAUCCAUAUAGAUUGUUCUGUUCCCAUUUCUUGAUCUGUAGUGACUUCAAAUUCCCUGCAAAAAUAUUGCUGUUCUAUGAGAAGUGUUAUCAGGGUAAGUUAUACUGCUACUGCUUUUACUAAAUGUCAUACUAAUAUAUUCCAGAGAAACAUAAUUUCUCUUCAUUCCAUUUUAAAUCUAUAUUCUUUUUUUAAUAUGUUUUUUUAAUUUUAUACACAAACAAACAUUUAAUACAUCAGUCAUUCCUUCCAUGUGACAUCUCGGUGUUUUCUCCUUGACUUUCAUCUUUUUGUUGUUUCUUCUAUCUUCAUCUUCCUUUAAUCUGUUACAAUUUUUUUCCACAAGUACAAUAUUCUGAUUAUAUCAUUUUCUUACAUAACUUAUUAGUUUGCUUAUGUAUAUAUAUUUUUUCUAACCAAUGGUAAAAUAGAUCCCAUAUCUUAAAAUAUUCUGAAUCCUCUCUUUCUUUAAUCAUCAAAGUUAAAGUUAAAAAAUUUCUGCACAGUCUAUAAUUUUUUUAAUAACUUCCCCUUCCAGAGGUAUUUUUUCUGCUUUCCAAUUUUGUGCAAAAACAAUCCUUGCUGCUGUUAUUACAUGUAUAAUCAAGUAAAUAUUUUCUUUACUAAUUUUCUCUGGGAGGAUACCCAAUAGGAACAGCUGCGGUGUUAAACCAAUAUGUUGUUGUGUCAUUUCUUCUGACCAUGUCUUAAUUUUAUUCCAAUAGUUUUUCGCUUCUGGGCAUGUCCACCACCUAUGAUAAUAAGAUCCUGGUAACUGGUGACAUUUCCAACAUUUAGCUUAUUUAUCUUUAAACAUUUUUGUCAGUUUCUAAGAGGGCAUAUUCCAUCUAUAAAACAUUUUAUAUUGAUUAAAUCUAUAUUCUUGUUAAAUAGGCGUCCAGGACUUGAAAUGAAGAAAUGAUUCUUUAUUUCCUCUCCAUUUCUGAAAAAUUUUAUUUCAAUGUAAUAGCAAUAAUG